AUGAUCGUGCUCAUUGCCUCGCUGAGUCUUGCUGCUCUGCUGCAACAAUCUGCCGGAGCUGUAAGUUUCUUAACGUUGUGUGGAGUGAGAGCUGCAGCAAAAUUUGCUAAUGCAUCAACUACCAAUGCAGCUGAGCAAAAGAUUGUUGACACGCACAAUGCCCUGCGGAGAGGAGUGAAACCAACUGCUAGCAACAUGCUGAGGAUGGAAUGGAAUCCUAAAGCUGCUGAGAAUUCCAAAUGCUGGGCAAGAGAAUGUACUUUAUCUCACAGUCCACAAAUGAAAAGGACUGUCAACGGAACAGUAUGUGGUGAAAAUAUUUUCAUGUCAACUGCAACUACUCAAUGGUCUACAGUAAUUCAGACUUGGUACGAUGAGGAGAAAUAUUUCAAGUAUGGCAUUGGACAGGUAACCCAAAAUGCCGUAACUGGGCAUUACACUCAGGUGGUUUGGUACAACUCUUACCUAAUUGGUUGUUAUGAGGCCCACUGUCCCAGAGCCUACUUCAAGCACUACUAUGUUUGCCAGUACUGCCCUGCAGGGAACAUAGAAGAUUCGCUUAAAACUCCAUAUAAGUCAGGACCACCUUGUGGGGACUGCCCUGCAGCUUGUGAUGAUGGACUAUGCACCAAUCCUUGCAGAUAUGAAGAUAAGCGCCCCAGCUGCAUUCACUUAGCAGAAGUGCUUGGAUGUGAGAAUUUACUGGUGAAGGAAAAUUGCCCUGCUUCUUGCCGUUGCACCACGGAAGUAAAAUAG
Molecule: messenger RNA, 756 nt
Organism: Elgaria multicarinata webbii
Lineage: Eukaryota; Metazoa; Chordata; Lepidosauria; Squamata; Anguidae
Product: serotriflin-like
Exons: 7
Coding region: 1-756 (251 amino acids)
Cellular component (GO): extracellular region
Source: RefSeq, a predicted model, not a curated record